Fusarium sp. VM40 is the source of this 1677-nucleotide messenger RNA. The record is from the annotation of a GenBank genome assembly. Lineage: Eukaryota; Fungi; Ascomycota; Sordariomycetes; Hypocreales; Nectriaceae.
AUGGCUGGUCCCGGUGGUGGUCCCCCUCGCCGCAGCCACACCAAGUCCCGCAAGGGCUGUGAUACCUGCAAACGCCGACAUAUUCGCUGUGACGAGAACUUCCCUCAAUGCCGCAAUUGCACCAAGCACAAGAUCCGAUGUCCGUACAACGACGUCCAAGUUCCCGAUGCCGAACGUUCUACCACUCCCGACAAGCCCGAUCUGAUGUGGACGCCUCAAAUUGAAGCCGCCAUCGCCGAGUGGCAGAGAACCGGAAUCUGGCCGCUUCCUAGUCUGGGAAUCUACCCUGCUCCCAUGCCACAUAUGUAUUCGGUUGAGGACCUCCGUUUGAUCUACCACGUUGCACUUUUGUACUAUCAACUGGCAACUAUCGAUGCUAACAACUUCACCCUCUGGACUCGCCAUAUUCCAACUCUUCUUCGAAUCGGUGCCACAACCCCUUAUGUGAUGCACGCUUUGCUUGCUUUUUCUGCUGAGCACAUUGCCUUUCUCACAGAUUGCCCGCUGGUGGGCAGUAUGGCCUAUGAGCAUCGAGGCAUUGCCCUCAAGGGUUUGCAAGAGGCCAUCGGAUCUUUCUCCCGCGAGACCUCGGAUGCUAUUUUGGCUGCCUCUCUUGUUCUCUCUUGGCAAGCCACUGACUGGCGCAGCUGGACCCAACUGAUGCAAGGCACCUCAUCGGUGAUCGAUGCUAUGGACCCGUGGAAGCACGAAUCUCAAUUUGGAGACUUCAUCGCCGAAAGCAGCACAUUCCCUACGGCCCCGCCAUCUCCAGGAAAGGACCAUCGUCCUAGCCAGCCUCGCCCUGAGGAUUUGGAAGCUUACCAACGCACGCUUGAGCAGGUUCAAAAGGUUGAAGCACACCUCAAGCAUUACAAGGAGGAUACUACUCAGAUCCAGCAUCUCAUUGGCUUCCUGCGGGGCUCGCGCAAGAUCAGCCCUACGCUCUCCAUUGCCCAACAGUUUGAGCGUCUUCAGCCUCUUCGCAAAUGGCUCUUUUGGAUGCCUGUCGGUUAUUUGCAAAACUAUCAUGGCUCCCCCAACUCGCUGAUCAUCAUCGCCCAUCUAUACACUGUGGCCCUGCUCAUGGAACGUCUCUUCCCUGAGAUCGGUGCUGCUUACUUUGGCAGCUUAUCCAUCUCGCCUGUUGAGGAGAUUGCUCGACGGCUCAUGUCGAUCAAUGUCUCUGGAAGUGAAAUGCAGACUCCUUUGACUCUCAUGGAGUUUCCUAUUGAUACAGUCGGGCAGUUUCGGUCGCGCAUGGGAUGGCUGCACCCCGAGAGAACUCCAUCGUUCCCUCAAUUUAACCCUCGCAAUUUCACAGUCCAGGAGGAGAUGUCUACUCAUGAGUCAUAUCUGUACGGCAACCCUGCUUUCAGCUAUAGCACCGAGGAGAUGCCAAUGCUCAACGCAUCGGGACCACCUCCGUCUGCUGUGAGCCCACUGAUCUUGUCCCCGUAUCCAACUCAGCAGUACCUCAACGUGCCUUCUCCGGCGUAUAACGGAUCCUACAGCCCGGCAUCUUCGACUUUCGAGGGCUCUGUUGCUUACAGCGACACGGAGGAAUACGGAACAUGGGACAUGAACACUCUGCAGGGCGGACCAGCCUCCAGCAUUCAGGAUUCCCCUCAAAACUAUGGCGUCGGGUUCGUUACUCCUGUCCAGGCCGUGUGGAUCUAG